AUGGGUGGAGUUCAAAUGGAACAAAAUGAAAUUGACAGAAUUCAAACUUUAUUUAACGAUAUAUCAGUACCAAUCAAAUCAGUUAAAUCAAUAGAUAGGGAUGGAUUCAAAAAGUUUCAUUUACUUCCAGAACCUUUAUCAGAUAGAAUAUUUAAUUUAUUCGAACAAAAAAAGAGCAAUACAAUGUCAUUCGAUGAUUUAUUAUCAGGUUUAGCAGUUUGUAGUAAAGCAAGUGAAAAGGAUAAAGUUCAUGUAAUCUUUAAGUUUUUAGAUAUAGAUGAUGAUGGUGUAAUUACAAAAGAAGAAAUUUCAGUUUUAUCUGUUGUUUCAUUAGAAAAUCCAAAUAGCCCAAAAAUAUUUUCACAAGACCCACAAGAAAAUCCACUACUUUCACAAGUUAUUGCAAUGGGUUUUCCAAAGCAUAAAGUUAAUUUAGCACUUAAAGAAACAAAGAAUGGCUCAAUUGGUACACCAGGAAGUAAUCCAAUAGAAAAUAUAGUUACAUGGUUACUUGCUAAUCAUUCAGCGGUAAAAUAUCCAAAUACUAUUAUAGAUGGAGAUUUAGGUAUUGAUGAAGAGCCACCACAAGAAAAACCAAUUGAAGAUAAAAUUAAUUUAAAACCAGAUCCAAAAUCAAUUGAGGAAUUAACAAUUGGGUUAAAUUUAUCGACUAUAUUAACAACAUUUGAAGGAUUAUUUGAUGUUUUAGAUAAAGAAGGUGGUAAAAUUACUUCUGCUAAAUUUAAGAAAUGGGCCAGUAAUUCAAAGAAACCACAAGAAUUAGACUCCUUGUUAAAGCCAAUAGCUGCAUUAUAUGAUAGAGCAAUCAAAUGGAAAUCUGAUUCAACCUUAAAUCAAUCAAGCGAAGCAAUUCAAAGAUCAACCUCAAAUAGUAGUAUUUCAUCACAAGUUAGCAUGCAACAACAACAACAAACCAAUGGUUCAAUAAAUAGCAAUAAUACCUCAUUACAAGAUAUAAACAAUCCAAAUCCUAAAGAAUUAAAGAGAUAUUCAUCGGUAUCUGUAAUGGAAACUUCAUCAGCAAAUAAAAAGGCCGAAAAAGAAAAAGAAAAAGCAGAAAAAGCAGCAGAGAAAGAAAAGGAAAAAGCAGAAAAGGCAGCAAAGAAAGCAGCAGAGAAAGAAAAAGAAAAAUCAGAAAAAUCAGAAAAAUCAGUAGAUAAAUCAAGUGAUAAGUCAUUUGAAAAACCAGCAAAUUUCGAGGGUGUUGUUAGUCCAAUUAAAGAAAGUGGAAGUAUAAGUAAGGAUAAUAAUAGUACUACAAUCAAAUCUAGUAGUGCCUCUAUUUCAGGCCCAAAGAAAGAUAACGAUACAUCAUCUUCAUUCGACUCUGAUAGUGACGACGAAGUUAUCAAACCUGCUAUACAGGUUGUAAUUAGAGAUAAGCCAAUAGAAUUACAAAAACAAGACUCUCUCUUUAAUAUUGACCCAUCCAUUGGUAUUAUUAAACCAAUGGCCGGUAAACAAUCAGCAGCAACUCUCAGAUCUAGAGGCAGUAGAAGCAACAGAAAUACCAUUGACCCAGAAAUGUUUUCACUUCAACCAUUAACACCAGUUUCAAAACAACACACAACAACUACCACAACUACAAAUACCAAUCAAUCAAAUACACCUAGUCCAACAUUGUCAUCACCAAUUUCAAAUUCACCAACACUAAGUAACAAUAGAAAUCCAUUGGGUCAAAGUAAUACUAUAGUAUCAUCACCACCAGCAUUUGUGCAGUCACAAUCAAGUGCUAGUUUCUUUACAAAUAAUAGUAAUAAUACUCAACCACCAACUACUACAUCAUUGCAGCCAACUACUAAACAUAAUGUUUCAUUUACAGAUACAGCAUCAUCAAACAGUAAUCCUGCAAGCCCAAUUUCACAAAAAAUAAAUUCUGAAAGUAUUGAAUUUAUGAAAAAAUGUAUAAAUAAAUUAGAAUCUGGUCAAUUUAAAGAUGCAAUUCAAGAUAUAGAUCAAUGUAUUAGAGUAUUAUUGCAAAUUCAUUCAUCAAACUAUUCAAUUAUUCAAAAUGAAGUUAAUUUUUGUGUUGGUUAUAGAGUUGCAUUAAAUAUAUUAAAUGAAAUUAAUAUUAUAGAACAAAAAAUUCAAAAAGAAACAAAUACCGAUGAUAUUGCAUCCUUUUAUGAAUCACAAGCUUUAUUAUCAAAGUUUUUGGUAGAUAUUCCACUUCAAAAUAAUCAUAGAAUAGUUUGUGCUAAAAUGGCCAUAAAAUAUAAUUUGCUUGCAAAUAAUUUUGGAAUUGCUUCAAAACUGAUUGGGGCACUCACCCAAAAAAGUAAUAUUAAAUUAGAAGAAAAAUCUCAAUAUGAAUCACAAUUGUCUCAAUGUAAAGAAAAUCAUUUUAAUAACUCUGGAUUACCAAUGUAUAUUUGUCCAAGUUGCAAAUCACCAACUGGCGCUGAUUCAAUUAAAUGUUCAUGUGGUAGACCUGUAAGAUGGUGUUUCCAAACAUUUUCUUUAAUCAAAGACCUUACCUUUUUACAAUGUAACUUUUGUAAUUCUACAUUUUCAAUUAAUCAAUAUGAAGUUGUUCCAAAAUCAAUUUGUCCAUGUUGUUCUCAUGGUAUAGUUAUAACAAAAAAUUAA
Dictyostelium purpureum is the source of this 2610-nucleotide messenger RNA. RefSeq lists its product as uncharacterized. The record is from RefSeq and is a predicted model, not a curated record. Gene Ontology annotation, biological process: calcium-mediated signaling. The coding region runs from base 1 to 2610 and encodes 869 amino acids. Gene Ontology annotation, molecular function: calcium ion binding; kinase binding. Lineage: Eukaryota; Evosea; Eumycetozoa; Dictyosteliales; Dictyosteliaceae. The transcript has 6 exons.